Cercopithifilaria johnstoni is the source of this 654-nucleotide messenger RNA. The record is from the annotation of a GenBank genome assembly. NCBI's taxonomy places the organism in Eukaryota, Metazoa, Nematoda, Chromadorea, Rhabditida, Onchocercidae.
AUGACAACUGCACAUCGGCCAACUUUUGAACCGGCACGUGGUGGGUCUGGCAGAAAUGAGGGCGAUCUUUCGAAGCUGUCACAGCAAUAUUCAAGCAAAGACAUGCCAUCGCACACGAAACUUAAAUAUCGUCAAAAGGGACAAGGCCAUGUAGAGGAUAUGAAGUCGCGGGAUUUGCGUCGCGAAUUGGAAGAAAAAGAGAAAAAUGUAGGACGUGAACGAAGAAGCCGAGAAAGUGGUUGGAAUAUGCAAAAAAAACCAAGAUUGGAAGGGGGCUCAGCACCAAAUGUUCAGGACGAGGAUGAUCCUUAUGAUGAUGACAUCAAUGACGAUUCGGAUGAAGAUGAAGAUGAUGCCGCGGAAUUGAUGGCUGAAUUAUCUAGAAUUAAGAAGGAGCGAGCACUGGAAAAGGCUCAACGUGAUGCGUCAUUAGCUGAAGAACAGGAACGGAUCAGGACCGAAAACAUUCUACACGGAAACCCACUACUCAAUUCUGAGGCAUCAGAUUUCAAGGUGAAACGGCGGUGGGAUGAUGACGUAGUUUUCAAGAACUGUGCGAAGGGCAUCGAAGAGCGCAAAAAGGAACAGAUUUUUAUUAAUGAUGCCAUUCGUUCUGAAUUUCAUAAGAAGUUUAUGGAGAAGUAUAUCAAAUGA